GCCAGGGUGGGAGAGUGCGGGGCGGGCUCCCAUAUGUCCUCAAGCACUCAUUAGUCUGUGACGCGGCGGGGAGGAGCCUUUCCUGAUGUACAGGACGGGGAGGAACCGUUUCUGUGUUCCCUGUCCUGUUGCCUGGGCCGCGUCCAGGAGGUGCCUCCUUUUCCCACGCGGUGCCCAGCCAGGCACCUCUGGUGGGUCCUAUUUUUUGUUCUCUUGACUCCGGUGCCUCUCCCUCCCGCCCCUCCAGGUGCAGCCAUACUCCUGCAGAGACUGCUUCUCCAGGGGCGAAUCCGAUCAGGCCACUGGCCUUCUGAACAUCCCUCCUUAGUUCCCACAGCCAAUCCUGGGUUGACUACAGCCAUCUGCACAGGGUGUGGGGAGCAAGUAGAGGUUGGGAUGGUAGAGUUCAGCUUCACGGCAGCCAGGUGUCACAACAGAGAAAGAGAACAUGCGUCUGUCCUCAUCCAAUCCAGUUUCAGUCUACGCAUCGCAGGAAGAGGACACUGGUGCUUUAUUAGGAGAGAAACUGAAUCAGGAGCUGUUGGGCCCCUUUCUACCUGGCAUGGAACAAAGCCUCGAACAAACAACUGAGAUCCUGUUGUGUCUCUCGCCUGCUGAAGCUGCCGGUCUCAAGGAAGGGAUCAAUUUUGUUCGAAAUAAGAGCACUGGCAAAGAUUACAUCUUGUAUAAGAAAAAGAGCCACCUGAGAGCCUGUAAGAAUAUGUGCAAGCACCAAGGAGGCCUGUUCAUAAAAGAUAUCGAGGAUUUAGAUGGAAGGUCUGUUAGAUGCACAAAGCACAACUGGAAGUUAGAUGUGAGCACCAUGAAGUAUAUCAAUCCUCCAGGCAGCUUCUGUCAAGACGAACUGGGGACAUUAGUCCAAGCAUACUCUUUAUUUUUCCUGGGGUAUAUUAAGGAAACAAACAUCAAAAAUGACCCAAAUGAACUCAACAAUCUUAUCAAGAAAAACUCUGAUGUGGUAACGUGGACCCCACGACCUGGAGCCACUCUUGAUCUGGGUAGGAUGCUGAAGGAUCCAACAGACAGCAAAGGCAUCAUAGAGCCUCCAGAGGGGACCAAAAUUUACAAGGACUCCUGGGACUUUGGACCAUAUUUGGAAAUCUUGAAUGCUGCUGUAGGAGAUGAAAUAUUUCUUCACGCUUCCUGGAUAAAAGAAUACUUCACUUGGGCUGGAUUUAAGGAUUAUAACCUGGUGGUCAGGAUGAUUGAGACAGAUGAGGACUUCAACCCUUUUCCUGGAGGAUAUGACUAUUUGGUUGACUUUCUAGAUUUAUCCUUUCCAAAAGAAAGACCAAGCCGGGAACAUCCAUACGAGGAAAUUCGGAGCCGGGUUGAUGUCAUCAGACACGUGGUGAAGAACGGUCUCCUCUGGGAUGACUUGUACAUCGGAUUCCAAACCCGGCUUCAGCGGGAUCCUGACAUAUACCAUCACCUGUUUUGGAACCAUUUCCAGAUAAAACUCCCCCUAACACCACCCAACUGGAAGUUCUUCCUGACAUGCUAUGAACAGAGCAGAGCUGAGAUUUCCCAAGGAUAAGCAACUUGAAAAACUCAAGAAUUUCCUGAUGCUGCAUCUUGGACACAGAAGUUUACACCAAAGAGACUAUGUCUUAUUGACAUCAGCAACGGAUAAUCACAUGUUUCAUUUGGGAGAUAUUCACUUAUCUUAUCACUACAUAGCCAGAUGAUUAAUAUGGUACUCAUUCCACCCAUAAUUCUCUGUACAAGAACCAGUGAACACAACAGGGACAAAUUCUCCAUGGAAAGCAAAGACAAUGGGAGGAGAGAAAAACCCAAGCACAGAAGAAAUGGAACAGGAGGAGAAAAGGUUUCCUAGAAGACAAUGAGGAAAAAGGAAAGGGGUAGGAAAGCAAAAAGGUCAGGUUAGAAGAAGAGAAUAAAGAAAAGAAAUAGAUAGGUGAGAGGCCAUAAGAGGAAAAUAGGAAGGAGAAAAAAUUAAGAUGAAUUUAAAAAGAAGAAUGUACAAAUUGAUAUUUUGUUCCUUAAUAGAUUGAUUCCCCAGAUAGGGUCCCUGAAUAUCAUUGAGGAAGAUGUGUUCAUGAGCUGUUUUCAAUUUUUCAGAAAGUUUUGUUGAAAUCAUAUAUUUACCCAAACAAGGCUUCUGUGGCUAUCCUAAAAGGUGAAAUUCCAUUGGGCUGAAAUUUUCAUUGGGGCUGAAAUUGUUUUGAUUCAGUGACAAAAUUUGGUAUUUAAUGCAGAUUAUAAAUCCUAACAAAUAGAAAUGUCUUUGAUUAAUUAAAAAAUAUGAACACUAGCUAGUAAUGAGUUUUGUAGACAAAAAUCUUUCAAAAUCCAUAUAAUAAUCAACAGUAGAGACCUGUGUCUUGAAAAAGUUUGGAAAUCCUCUUCUGAACAUUUAAAAACACUGUUGCAAUUGUUAAAAUAUGCUGCUAAUUUAUCUGUUUCUGCUGGUGUCUGUUGUUUUUGAAGCUAUUCCCGUGAUUGGGACACAUAUGCAUAAAUUCAUCUGUAGGAAAAUGUGAUGGUUAACUAUGUUUCUGUCUUACAUGUUGAUUUUUCCAAUACACACACGCACACACACACACACACACACACUCACAGAGACUCUCAUUGAUUUAAAUAUCAAAAUCGAUCUUCUGAUUAUGUACACUCCCUCUUUAAUUCUGAAGAUCCAAGAAUCUAAUGGUGGAAUUUAUCUCCUUAAAUUUUCUAAGUUCACACUCAGUAAUAGAAAUGUUGAUUAUCUGCUUCUUACUAAGAUGAACACUAAUGAUGUUUGAUUGUUCACUCUACAUAUUAUUCAUAAUAAAAAUGCUUGGAAUUCAGGGAUUAUAUUUUGUGAUUUACAUACUAUGUAGUAGUAAGUUAUUCAGUGAUCACUAAAAAUAAAUGUAAUGUGGAUCCAUAGAAUAUAUGUUAAAAUGUAUAUGAUGAGCAAAUAAAAGAUUAUUUUAAAA
Molecule: messenger RNA, 2960 nt
Organism: Vicugna pacos (alpaca)
Lineage: Eukaryota; Metazoa; Chordata; Mammalia; Artiodactyla; Camelidae
Source: RefSeq, a predicted model, not a curated record